AUGGCCCGCCAGAAUCAAGCAGUACCAGCCAAGUCGGACCCACCCUUUCCAACUGCUGCUUGCAUAAACGAAGUUCAGUAUAUAUUCUUUUGUGUGAGACAGCUUACCGACCAAGAGCAUGUACUAUUCGGCGCGGAGGACCUGAGAGUUGCGAUCAAGGCACCGUUGGUCCCCGGUCGUCACAUGUACCGUUACCGCUACUGCAAUAACGUCGAAAUCUCCAAUUCUGUUGCCACCCAGGCAUACUGCUGCCUUUUAACAGAAACAUGGAGCACUCAUCAGACGGGCGUAAGUUUCAAACCGCGGUCUGACUUGGAACCCAUCGUUCAACUUCUCUGA
This is a messenger RNA of Puccinia triticina, 339 nucleotides long. RefSeq lists its product as uncharacterized. Lineage: Eukaryota; Fungi; Basidiomycota; Pucciniomycetes; Pucciniales; Pucciniaceae. The transcript is spliced from 2 exons. The record is from RefSeq and is a predicted model, not a curated record. The coding region runs from base 1 to 339 and encodes 112 amino acids.